ACUCAAGGAAAAAAAUACACAUGGCGCUUCUCGCGGCGAAACACAAAGCCUUUACCACUUUAACUCGCUGGACUCAAACUCGACGCACACGUUAACCUGGCCACCUAUUGUCGUUGAGAUUAAUAGUGUGAAGACCGAAUAUGGGUUCUGAGGCUUGUUUUCCAACAAAAGAGCAGCUUGACGAGCAAAUCCUUCGAUCUCCAUGGGCUGAGUACCCUCUGCCGCCGUUGCACAAAGCAUGCAGAGAUGGCGAUGUACAGAGUUUGYUGUAUCUCGUUAUCCAAGGAGAUCGUCUCGAAGUGUUUCGGUCAGUGAACGAGCAGGAUCAAUUCUUGAUGUGGACACCGGCUCACUGGGCUGCUUAUUUUGGACAGCUUGAGUGCCUGAUGCGCCUUGUUAGUUGCGGUUUUAGCCUUGAUGUUGUGGAUGGAAGGUUAAAACAAACAACUGCUCACCUUGCGGCAUUUUCUGGUAAUGCUCUUGUACUGGAUUGGGUUCUUCAAGCAGGAGCAACAGCUGAUAAACAAGACAGUCUUGGGGAAACUGCUGUUCACAAAGCUGUGCGUGGUGGAAGUCCAGAGUGUCUCAAUAUUCUACAAAACUAUGGAGCAGCAAUGAAUUCUGUGAAUUGUAACCUACAGACACCAAUGGAUAUAGCUCAUUUAUUAAAGAUGGAAGAGUGCUUACAUUUUCUAAAAAGUCUGAAUGGUUUUAUAUGUAGGCCUGCAAAACGGCCAAGAGAUGGUGAUAGCAUGGAUGAACAAGCAAAAAGACCAAGAAAUGAGUCUCACAAUAUAUCAGUCAAUGUUAGUGUAUCAUCCUUGAUAACUAAUGGUCCAAUGCCUGAUGCUGGGCAUCAGCAAAAACUUCUUGAAAUGAUGGAAGCCAACGGACAGUAUCCUGUAGUUGAUCAUUCCAUGGCGGCUUGUAUGAACACUGACAUGCAACAUGCAAACCAUGUACAACACAAUUCAGUAAUCAAUGGAGAUAUUCACAUGGAUCACUCAUCACAUCAUGAACCCAAGACGGACACUAUGUCCAAUCAGAUGCCACAAAGAUGUUUAAUGCUGUGCAGUCACUUUCAAUAAAAUCAAAUCAUGAUGGACCAUCCAUCCAUCGGGUCAGUGACACCACACUUUUCUUUGAAUAUUUUGAAGUUGUAGCUUAGUGUCUAGGUCUUCUCAACAUUGCUUUUCCUUUUUUUUUAUUUAAAUUUUUUUACCAUUUAUUUUUACCAAAUAGCUUAGAUUAAAAUAAACUUAUAGCAACAAAGGCAAGUUAGGUAGGUAACUUUGGAUUUUCCUAUUCAAAAAAGGUUCUGCACAAAAAAAAUUCAAUUCAUUCCUGAAUUGUAAAAGCAACAAAAAAUUACAUAUUACUGCUGAAUUUCACUUUUACUACCUUUUAUAAAAAGUCUGUAAAAUACAAAURAAAAAAAGCUUUUUAUGCUUACUAAUGCUGCUAUUAUCAGGUACCAUUUCAAUAGUGUAAAUAUCAUUUUAAUGUUUUAGGUGCUUAUGGUGUAAAUUAUGUUGAUCAUAAAUUUAUAGUACAAGAUAUACAGGUUCCAUCGUAUAUUCAAGCUGGUCUUUGUAUAGUAAAUAAUGCUUUCUUUGUAUAAUAAUUGUCAGAGCACUUUAUUCACCUUUAACUCAUUAUUUUCUUCACUAUAUACAAUAGUAAUUCUUGAUAGAGGAUGCACUAUUACUGGAAUUAAGCUUAAAAGCUUUCAUUGUAGGGUGUGUUUAKUUUAUCUGUGAAAUGAUUAAAAAAGACAAAAUUGUACAAACUUUUUGUCUUUAAUUAUAUAAUUUGUGCAAUGUCUUCCAAAGUGUUUCAUGGGAUAUAAUGAAUACACUCUAUGCUGCAAUGUUAAUGGAGUGUGUUUAGCCAUAAUACAGAAUAUAAAUGACUUUAUAUUAAACUUGUUGUGGAAAUAUUUAGCUAUUGGGAUUUGUAAAUAAUCUUUGCAUUAUACUAGUUAGCCAUUUUGUUAAAAUUCUUAAAAUAUAUAUAACUUACAUAAGGCUUUCCAUAACCUGUAAGAUAUUCAUGUGUAAAAAGUCUACAAAAAUACUCUAAAUUUUUAUAAYGUCCGCACUUUGAUCCUGAAUAAUUAACAAAUGAGAAAUGAUUUUUAAGUAUUAAAUUAAA
Molecule: messenger RNA, 2154 nt
Organism: Exaiptasia diaphana
Lineage: Eukaryota; Metazoa; Cnidaria; Anthozoa; Actiniaria; Aiptasiidae
Product: ankyrin repeat domain-containing protein 10
Exons: 6
Coding region: 141-1088 (315 amino acids)
Molecular function (GO): protein binding
Source: RefSeq, a predicted model, not a curated record